Molecule: messenger RNA, 995 nt
Organism: Vicia villosa (hairy vetch)
Lineage: Eukaryota; Viridiplantae; Streptophyta; Magnoliopsida; Fabales; Fabaceae
Product: basic leucine zipper 43-like
Exons: 1
Coding region: 146-730 (194 amino acids)
Biological process (GO): regulation of DNA-templated transcription
Molecular function (GO): DNA-binding transcription factor activity
Source: RefSeq, a predicted model, not a curated record
UCUUUCCUCAUAUUGGUCCCACUUUUCAUGCCAUCAUCUUCCUAUAAAUUCAAUCCAUUUCUCACACAACAUUCUUCAGUUCUCCUAUCAUAACAAACUCUUACCAUAUAUAAUAAUUUCCAACAAUAUCUUGAAACUUGUAGCCAUGGUUCCUAGUGAUAUUAAUGGACUCAAUUAUAUAGUUCCUCCUGAGAAUUCAUUCCAAAUUCCUCAAAACUAUGUUUUCCCACAAAGUGAAAUACCAAAUUUUCAUCUAAAUAAUCUCUUAAGCACUUUACCAAACUGCCAUUACCCCUCAGCAGGGCAUGAAUUUGCACCUCCUUCAUGUCUAAGCAGCAACUCAACUACUUCCGAUGAAGCCGAUGAGCUUCAGUUCAACAACGUGAUCGACGAAAGGAAGCACCGGCGAAUGAUAUCCAACAGAGAAUCAGCAAGGAGAUCAAGGAUGAGGAAACAAAAACACUUGGAUGAACUCUGGUCACAAGUGGUAAGACUCAGGACUGAGAAUAAUAAUCUUGUUGACAAACUCAAUCAUGUUUCUGAGUCACAUGACAGAGUUGUUCAAGAGAAUGCACGCCUUAAGGAAGAAACUUUCGAUCUUCGCCAAAUGGUAGCUGAUAUGCAAAUUGGUAACUCUUUUCCUUGCAAUAUGGAAGAUUUUUCUGAAAUUCCAUGCACCACCACUUCACAACUCAAUGAUGACUCCUCAAAACCAAUCAAUUCCACAUGAUUGAGAUUAUGAGAUGAGACUAUUUUGAUGUUUCUAAAUAUAUAUGAAUUACUCUAUCUUCCUUUUACUUACUACUCUUGUAUCAUCCAUUCAGUGAUUGUACUUGUACUUGUCCCUUCUUUGGACAUGUAUAAAUUUUACAAGGAUAAUAUAUAUGAAAUAAAAGAUUUAGAUGUUGAUGUUUAUUAACAAAUUUUAAGUUUACGUCUAUUGUACAGAACAAAUAAACAGUUGUUUUUUUCACAUAUCGCCGCAUACUUAUCCA